Molecule: messenger RNA, 848 nt
Organism: Anthonomus grandis grandis
Lineage: Eukaryota; Metazoa; Arthropoda; Insecta; Coleoptera; Curculionidae
Exons: 2
Coding region: 83-619 (178 amino acids)
Biological process (GO): DNA integration; DNA recombination
Molecular function (GO): DNA binding
Source: RefSeq, a predicted model, not a curated record
GAAAGUUUAUUUGUGGCGUCUUUCCAAAGUGUUGAUUUUUAAACGUUUUAAAAAGCUAAAGUAACGUGUAAAAUGAUGAGUGAUGAUGACUGUUCCAUUUCUGGAACCCCCCCCCCCAGAUCUCACGGAGGCAGUGAAUGCUGCAUCAUUGGAAUUGUUACCAGUAAAAUCUAGAAAUAAGUAUAACUAUGCAUACAACCGCUUCAUGGACUACCGUACGAAUACAAAUGUAACUUCUUUCUCGGAAAAUUUUGUAAUGGCAUACUUCUUGGAGCUUGGUUCCAAGAUAAAAUCUUCAACUUUAUGGGUCAAUUAUUCAAUGCUGAAGGCAACCCUUGCAAUUAGACAUGAUGUGGAUAUAUCUAAAUAUUCAAAACUCCGGGCAUUCCUGAAACGGCAAGCACAUGCCUAUAAGCCAAAAAAAUCCAAGAUUUUAACUAAAGAAGAAAUAAACAAAUUUAUUCAGGAAGCUCCAGAUAAGGAAUAUUUAAUGAUUAAGGUAGCUGUAAUAUUUGGAAUUUCCGGAGGUUGCAGAAUGGACGAGCUGGUUAAAAUGACUGUACAAGAUAUACAAGACCUACUAUCUACUUUUAGUUACCAUACCGGAUUCAAAAACUAAUACAUCAAGAUCAUUUAUAGUAAUAGUUAUUGUCAUACAAAUAAAAUUAUUAGUUUGGAAAAUAUUAAACAAAAUAAUGCUAAUAGUUCCCAAGUUCUUCCAGUUUUCAAUACUUGUACUAAUUGUCAAAUAGCAGUAAAUAUAGCAAAUAAUAAGUAAUAAUUUUAAAAUAUGUUAACCUUGUUUGUGCUGAAAGUUUUAAAAAUAAAAUUGUUUAGGAAAAAGCCUG